GUGUACUUUCUAAUGUAAUUAUUUCGAGGAAGUCAGUGUCUAGUUAGUUCAGAAACAGUACUGUUAUUUCAUUGUUUUUUUUUUUUUUUUUUUUGCAGAUAAAACGUAAACUAUGUGAUGUUAGGCUAUAAACGAAUAUUGAACCUAUACUUCACAAACUCAAGUUGGAAAAGCUCUUUUCAGCCCGUUGUUUGAGACGGAAUACAUGCGUCACGCGACAUGUAAACAAACAGCAGGAUGACAGAUUGACAUGAGUUUUGAUUGUUGUUUUUCAUUUCUUAUGUGUCUCUACUGCGGCCAUGCAAUCUAUCUGCACUUUAAAUAGGCAGUUGCAACGUUUGAAACGUUUUCAUGGAUACAUUGUCAAUUGGGAUAAAGUAGCAAUGAAGAUGUUGAUAUUCCGUAGACUGGUUCAGCGUUGGUCAAUUUUUUGCAUCUAAAUGCUUGUAUAAUUGUACAUUUGAAGACUACAAUGACUGUGACCAUGAAGGCAAACAAGUCCUACAAGCUUGUGGUGCACAAGAAGGGCUUUGGAGGGAGUGAUGAUGAGUUGAUGAUGAAUCCAAAGGUGUUCCCUCAGGUUAAACUGGGGGAUAUUGUUGAGAUUGCACAUCCAAAUGACGAAUACAGUCCUCUCCUGUUGCAAGUCAAGAGUUUGAAAGAGGACCUGCAGAAAGAAACCAUCAGUGUAGAUCAGACAGUAGCUCAGGCCUUCAAGCUGCGUGCCUACCAGGAUGUCAUCAUCAACAUUGUGGAUCCAAAGGAUGUGACUCUGGAUCUGGUGGAGCUGACUUUCAAAGAUCAGUAUAUUGGACGAGGAGACAUGUGGAGACUGAAGAAGAGCUUAGUGAGCACAUGUGCAUAUGUGACCCAGAAAGUCGAGUUUGCAGGCAUCAGGGCCCAGGCCAGUGAAUUGUGGGUUAAAGGAGAGAAGGUCACUUGUGGCUACAUUAGUGAAGAUACACGGGUGGUGUUCCGAUCCACAUCAGCGAUGGUUUACAUAUUCAUUCAGAUGAGCUGUGAGAUGUGGGACUUUGAUAUCUAUGGUGAUCUUUACUUUGAGAAAGCUGUCAAUGGUUUCCUCUCCGAUCUGUUUGCCAAAUGGAAAGAGAAAAACUGCAGCCAUGAGGUCACAGUAGUGUUGUUCUCUCGUACCUUCUACUCCGCCAAAACACUAGAAGAGUUCCCCGAGGCCCAGAGAGCCUCCAUCAGACAAGACCAUGAAGGACGUUAUUAUGAAGAUUUCUACAGGGUGGUGGCCCAGAAUGAAAGACGUGAUGAGUGGACAUCUCUGCUCAUCACCAUUAAGAAGCUCUUUAUCCAGUAUCCUGUGCUGGUGCGUCUUAAAGGAGCAGAUGGAUUCCAUUGUGGCCAGAAUUCCACAGCUGCUCAGGGAAAUUAUCUUGAAGCCAUCAACUUGUCGUUCAAUGUGUUUGAUAAGCACUACAUCAACCGGAACUUCGAUCGCACUGGUCAGAUGUCUGUAGUCAUCACUCCAGGAGUGGGUGUGUUUGAGGUGGACCGCUUGCUCAUGAUCCUCACCAAACAACGCAUGAUAGACAAUGGCAUUGGCGUAGAUCUUGUGUGUAUGGGAGAGCAGCCCCUCCAUGCUGUUCCACUCUUUAAGUUACAUAACCGCACGGUGCCUGGAGACUCCAGAAUCGGAGAUGACUACAACCUGCCUCACUGGAUCAACCACAGCUUUUACACUUCAAAGAGCCAAAACUCUUGCAGCUGUUUUACACCACGGAUCAAGCUGGCUGGACGGAAGGCUCAUGCUGAGAAAGCUAAAAACAUCAAAGAACAUGCUAUCUGUGCUCCCAAAGAUGAGAACAGCCUUCCCAUCCAGGUGGACUAUGAUGCCUAUGAUGCUCAGGUCUUCAGACUUCCUGGUCCCUCAAGAGCUCAGCGGUCCACCAACUUCAGGUCGAGUCGAGAGAGGGAAUCAGUCAGUAGGAAAAGCUGGGGCUCAGCUGAUGUCAGCGGAGGUCUAGUGGGCAACUCUCCCCCCACCAGACCCACCGGACCGGAGGAACAGAGGAGCCUGGCAUCAGACGACAGCCUGGGCCACAUCUCCAACAUCCUACUCAUCCCACGACCAGUUCAGGGCCAGUACGAGAUCAGCAGCUCCCUCGGGUACACCAGCUGUACAAGAGAGUUACUGGAGAAGAUGGUAGAAUCCCAAAGGGACUCCAGCGCUCCGGGUCGCUUCACUGUGGGUAGUGCUGAGUCCACCCUGCACGUCCGGCCGGGCGGUUACACGCCCCAGAGGGCCCUCAUCAACCCCUUCGCUCCCUCACGCAUGCCUAUGAAACUCACUUCCAAUCGGCGUCGCUGGAUGCACACCUUUCCCGUGGGUCCAUCUGGAGAGGCGAUCCAGAUCCACCACCAGACCAGACAGAACAUGGCAGAGCUGCAGGGCAGUGAACAAAGAGACCCAGCACGCACGUCCGCAGAAUUGCUGGAACUGGCCUAUCACGAGGCCACGGGAAGCAAGAGGACGUCAUCUCGUCACACAGGAGAGAAUGGACUGUACAUCACUGGAGGUUCUGACUGUGUCUCUGGAAGCCCAGCCAGUAGUAACAGCACUGGAACACCAAUGAAUCGCAGUUCCUUUGAGGACUACUCCAGCAGUCCAGAUCCAAUCCUGCUGCUGUCUGCCCCUCCGACAGUGCCUAGCUUCUGCUGUACAGUGGGGGUGGACUGGAAGUCCCUCACCACUCCUGCCUGCCUCCCCCUCACGACCGAUUACUUUCCCGAUCGCCAAACCCUGCAGAACGACUACACAGAGGGCUGUUAUGACCUACUGCCCCACACUGACCUGGAGAGGCGUGAUGACGAGGCUCCAGUGAUGAUGGCUUAUCAGGUGUUUGAGGAGUUCAUCUGUCAGAGGCUGAUGCAGGGCUACCAGAUCAUCGUACAGACCAAUAACAGAAAGCCACAGCCUGCUAUGGCCCCGGCCCUCAGCAGCAGCCCCCUCUAUUCCAGAGGGCUGGUGUCUCGGCGUAAAGCAGACGAGGAGGAGAGUCUGUACUGGCUCAGCAUGGGCAGAACAUUUCAUAAAGUCUGCCUUAAAGACAAGAUCAUUACUGUCACACGUUACCUCCCAAAGUAUCCAUAUGAAUCCACGCAGAUUCAGUACAGCUACAAUCUGUGCCCUCCUCAUGUAGACGCCCACUUCCUGCCUUUCUGGGUUGAGUUCAGCCACGAGCGGUUGGAAGAGUACAAAUGGAACUAUCUGGACCAGUACAUCUGUUCUGCUGGCUCAGAGGACUUUAGUCUUAUUGACUCUCUGAAGUUCUGGCGUACACGCUUCCUUUUGCUGCCAGCGGGUGGAGCCAGGCGAGUGGCGGAUGGUGAGGGCCACUGGGAUGUCUAUGGUGAGGGAAUGGGGGCAGGGCGGGAUGGCCUCUCUGGCACUGGGGACUGGUCUCUUUUGGAUGGAUUUAUCCGCUUAUUGGAAGGCCUGAACAGGAUUCGUCGCCGGCAUCGAUCUGAUCGAAUUAUUCGUAAAGGAGCUACCAUUAAAGGCCUGCAGGUGACUGGAACCCUCUCAUCUUACACUCCGGAGCCUAUAGGGCCCCCUGUGGGCAAAAAAGGCACCUCCGCCCUCUCUGCACUCUUGGAACUCGACCAGACGCAGAAGACUUUAGAAGAGCAGCAGCUUGCUGCCCAGCAUGCCGGGAAAUCAUGUGGCCCUUUCAGUGAAGCUGCCAACGUUGCCCUGACAACCACCUAUGUCGAUAGCCCCCGUAAGGAUGCUGCCUUCAUUUUGGACUUUAUUCGUAGUCCCCGUUCAUCCUACAUCUGUCACUCUCAGCUGCCAGCCGAACAGAUUCCAGCCAAUCACAUUGAUGGUGGGUUGACGGACAAAGGAAGCAACCAACCAGUUGAAAGAACAACAGCUACAUCUCAAGCCACAGGAGACCCGACCCCAGGAACUGGUUCAGAGGCGGGUGUGCAGUCAGGCUCCAGUGCAUUGAGCCUCUCCUCAUCUUCCACACUGAUGGAGAUCCUGGAAGCCAUUAAGCAUCCCAUCACUGGAGUGCAGCUGCUACCAGAGCAGAGAGGCCUGACACCCAACUGCUUUGUCAGUGCUGAGGUUGUACACUGGCUGGUCAGCACUGUGGAAAAUGUGGCCACACAGGGGAUUGCUGUAGAAAUCAUGCAGAAGAUGCUGGAGGAAGGUCUUAUUACUCAUGCCUCUGGUGAUGCCAUGCGGACGUUUGUCUAUGGCUUCUACCUCUACCGGAUUGUCGACAAAGACAGUGAAAAGGGUCCAACUACUCAACUGCCCCCAGCUGGAGCAAAUGUAUGGUCUGCAGCAGCUUUGGAGGACUUUGCCCUGUUCCAGAGGAAGUGGUUUGAGGUGGCCUUUGUUUUGGAGGAACGUCGGCCCUGUGACUUACCUGCCUUCCUGCUGCCCUGGCUGCCCAGUCGGCCAGCCUCAUACGCAAGUAGGCAUAGCUCCUUCAGUCGCAGCUUCGGAGGACGCAGCCAGGCUGCUGCACUGCUAGCCGCCACAGUUCCUGAGCAGAAAACAGUCACCUUGGAUGUUGAUGUAAACAAUCGCAGUGAUCGGACGGAAUGGUGCAGUUGCUAUUACCAUGGCAACUUCUCUCUCAAUGCAGCCUUUGAGAUCAAGCUGCACUGGAUGGCUGUCACUGCUGCUGUACUCUUUGAAAUGGUGCAAGGCUGGCACAGGAAAGCGGCGUCUUGUGGCUUCCUGCUGGUACCUGUGUUGGAGGUGCCCUUUGCUCUGCCAUCAUACCUGUAUGGUGACCCUCUGCGUGCCCAGUUGUUUAUCCCUCUCAACAUCCAGUGCCUGCUAAAGGAGGGCAGUGAUAACCUGUUUGAGGGCUUUGAGCCAGAGACCUACUGGGACAGAAUGCAGCUAUUUCAGGAGGCCAUACUCUGUAGAUUUGGCUUUGUUCAGGACAAGUUCUCAGCAUCAGCUUUUAACUUUCCAGCAGAAAACAAACCACAGUAUAUCCAUGUAACAGGUACUGUUUUUCUUCAGCUACCUUACUCAAAAAGAAAAUACUCCAGUGGACAGCGACGGCGCCGUAACUCCACUACCUCAGCAAAUCAGAGCUUGUUUGGCUCUGAGGAGCGGGUGGGCUACAACUGGGCCUACAACACCAUGCUGACCAAAGCCUGGAGGACCGGCGUGCUGGGGGACGAGAAACUGGCAGACCGCCUGCUGCGUGAUUUCACUGAUUUUUGUGCCAACAAGGAUAAUCGACUGUUGACCUUCUGGGAAAGUUGUGUGGAGAAAAUGAAUGCCAGUGCCCCUUGAUAAAAGAUACUGUAGGAAGGAAAUAAAUACUGUUUCAGAGAAAAGCAAGAGAGUAUGUCUGCUUUAAGAGCUAAUAUACUGCUGCUACCAUCUAAUCAGAAAGACAAAUAAAGCCAACAGCCUCAUCAUCAAACAUUCAAAUGGAUGAGUCACAUGUUUAUAGAGUGUCUGCAAAUGUAUCUGCAGUGCUUUUGGUCUCGAUGCCAUUACAGUUAUGAUUGGGUAUGAGUAAUUGGUAGGUCUUCAGCAAAUUGUACUUAGCAAUAAUAAUCGGCUAAUUCACGCUUCGCUAAACCAUACCUUAAAAAUGUUACUAAUACACAGAGAGGAUUUACAGUAUUUCUUCAACCCCUUUUCAGUUUUAUUUUUAGUGUGUAUAUAUAUAUAUAUAUACACACUAUAUUGCCAAAAGUAUUCGCUCACCCAGCGAAUUCCAGCGUGGUACUGUGAUAGGAUGCCACCUGUGCAACAAGUCCAGUUGUGAAAUUUCCUCGCUACUAAAUAUUCCACAGUCAACUGUCAGUGGUAUUAUAACAAAGUGGAAGUGAUUGGGAAUGACAGCAACUCAGCCACGAAGUGGUAGGCCACGUAAAAUGACAGAGCGGGGUCAGCGGAUGCUGAGGCGCAUAGUGCGCAGAGAUCGCCAACUUUCUGCAGAGUCAAUCGCUACAGACCUCCAAAGUUCAUGUGGCCUUCAGAUUAGCUCAAGAACAGUGCGUAGAGAGCUUCAUGGAAUGGGUUUCCAUUGCCGAGCAGCUGCAUCCAAGCCAUACAUCACCAAGUGCAAUGCAAAGCGUCAGUAAAGCACGCUGCCACUGGAUCUAGAGCAGUGGAGACACGUUCUCUGGAGUGACGAAUCACGCUUCUCCAUCUGGCAAUCUGAUGGACGAGUCUGGGUUUGGCGGUUGCCAGGAGAACGGUACUUGUCUGUCUGCAUUGUGCCAACUUUGAAGUUUGGUGGAGGGGGGGAUUAUGGUGUGGGGUUGUUUUUCAGGAGCUGGGCUUGGCUCCUUAGUUCCAGUGAAAGGAACUCUGAAUACUUCAGCAUACCAAGAGAUUUUGGACAAUUCCAUGCUCCCAACUUUGGCUCCUUUUUAAAUCAUAAUGAUAACAGAAAUCGCCCAAAUGGCCCUGAUCAAAAGUUUACAUACCCUUGAAUGUUUGGCCUUGUUACAGACACACAAGGUGACACACACAGGUUUAAAUGGCAAUUAAAGUUUAAUUUCCCACACCUGUGGCUUUUAAAUUGCAAUUAGUGUCUGUGUAUAAAUAGUCAAUGAGUUUGUUAGCUCUCACGUGGAUGCACUGAGCAGGCUAGAUACUGAGCCAUGGGGAGCAGAAAAGAACUGUCAAAAGACCUGCGUAACAAGGUAAAGGAACUUUAUAAAGAUGGAAAAGGAUAUAAAAAGAUAUCCAAAGCCUUGAAAAUGCCAGUCAGUGCUGUCAAUCACUUAUUAAGAAGUGGAAAAUUUGGGGAUCUCUUGAUACCAAGCCAAGUUCAGGUAGACCAAGAAAGAUUUCAGCCACAACUGCCAGAACAAUUGUUCAGGAUACAAAUAAAAACCCACAGGUAACAUCAAGAGAAAUACAGGCUGCUCUGGAAAAAGACGGUGUGGUUGUUUCAAGGAGCACAAUAUGACGAUGCUUGAACAAAAAUGAGCUGCAUGGUCGAGUUGCCAGAAAGAAGCCUUUACUGCGCCAAUGCCAGUUACAAUAUGCCCGACAACACCUUGACACGCCUCACAGCUUCUGGCACACCGUAAUUUGGAGUGACAAGACCAAAAUAGAGCUUUAUGGUCACAACCAUAAGCACUAUGUUUGGAGAGGGGUCAACGAGGCCUAUAGUGAAAAGAAUACCAUCCCCACUGUGAAGCAUGGUGGUGGCUCACUGAUGUUUUGGGGGUGUGUGAGCUCUAAAGGCACGGGGAAUCUUGUGAAAAUUGAUGGCAAGAUGAAUGCAGCAUGUUAUCAGAAAAUACUGGCAGACAAUUUGCAUUCUUCUGCAAGAAAGCUGCAAGGGUAUGCAAACUUUUGAGCACAACUAUAUCUAUCUAUCUAUCUAUCUAUCUAUCUAUCAUAUAUAUAUAUAUAUAUAUAUAUAUAUAUAUAUAUAUAUAUAUAGAUAUCAAUUCAGACAAUCCAAGGACAUUGUAUUAUUGUGUCAGUUGAGUAAAGCGUAGAUUAGACAAUGCAAAAAGUGGCUUUAGAAGUCAAUUUAUUGUUUGAUUUAUGUCCAUAUCAUUGAACAUAUAUCUAUCAUUGGCCUACAGUCCAGUUCUUCAAUCUGAGGUAGACUUGGGCUGUUCUCACAGGACUUAUUCUUGCAUUCCGUCAUAACACAUACAUCAGACGGGUGCUUUUGGAGCAUCUCAGUGCUUGUGUUGCACUUCAUUGGUUUUCAGCAUAUUUAGCCAUAAACGCUGUAUUUUUAGGAUGCUAUGUCAUGUUAAAUGUAGUUUGACACAUGCACUCCAUCCAGUUGGCUAAGAACAGCUGUCGGUUUGUUGUAUGUACAGCUAGAGUUGCGCUUACUGCCCCCCUCCAACUAGAAUUAGCAAAAACAUGGAAGUGUGUUUUUAAUGUGUUCUUUUUUAUAUAUAUCAUUUAUCACAGUGAUUUAAUGUGUUAAAUGGACAGCCUUUGUUGUAAAUGUAAUUAAAUUAGGCUUUUCUCUUUCUAGUUGACUGCGAUAAAUUUUUGUCUGGAUUCUGAUUCGCAGAUUGUUUUUAAUUGUGUUCUUGCGUAAUUUAACAAUUUCAAAACAAAAAUGCUUUAUAAUGUCACUUUUCAUUACAGCCCACGGCAGAAUAUAUCCAUAUAAUUUUUACAACUAGGCACAUUUUACUGAAAAUUGCACAACAGAUAUCGGAAAUUCAUUCCAAUGGGACAUUCUGUAAAGCUUGUCUGACUGAGUAACAGUACCCAAGGGAGAUGGAGCUUAGUGAAGGGGCAAUUAAAAUUUGGUCUUAAGGUGCCAAUUUUACUUUGCCUAGCUGGUCAGGAUGUUUUGAUAGUGCCACUAGAGGGGUUGUGGUCAAGGAUAUAACUGGAUGUCAUGGUAGGACAUUAAUAUGCCAGCUGUAAAAAAUAAUCUGCACUUAUAUACCGAAGGAUAUUGCAGGAAUUAAGCAAGGACAUCAAAUGUAUUAUGAAAAAUAAUAAUAAAACCCAUUACACCAA
Messenger RNA from Myxocyprinus asiaticus (Chinese sucker), 8479 nucleotides. It is a transcript of the gene depdc5, whose product is annotated as DEP domain containing 5, GATOR1 subcomplex subunit. Gene Ontology annotation, cellular component: GATOR1 complex; lysosomal membrane. Lineage: Eukaryota; Metazoa; Chordata; Actinopteri; Cypriniformes; Catostomidae. Gene Ontology annotation, molecular function: GTPase activator activity. Gene Ontology annotation, biological process: positive regulation of autophagy; cellular response to amino acid starvation; negative regulation of TORC1 signaling. The record is from RefSeq and is a predicted model, not a curated record. The transcript has 42 exons. Bases 473 to 5299 code for a protein of 1608 amino acids.